Molecule: messenger RNA, 736 nt
Organism: Blepharisma stoltei
Lineage: Eukaryota; Ciliophora; Heterotrichea; Heterotrichida; Blepharismidae
Source: the annotation of a GenBank genome assembly
AUGGGAGUUUGUAUAUCUGCCUCGAUAAAAUCAAAUUCGCCUGUUUUUUAUCUGCAAGCUGGGGAUACAAAAGCAUUGAUAAGCAUUUUGACGGUAAAUAAAAGCUACAUUGCUCAAAGUAAAGGCCUGAAUGAGUUUAAUGAUACUAUUUUGCAUUAUGCUGCUGCAGUUGGGAAUGAAGAAGCUGUUGAGUGGAUUUGUCGACAAUUAUUAAACGAUUAUGGCUCGCCAUAAGAGGAUAAAUCACUAACUGUCCCCAUCUUGGCUCCAGAAAAUCGACCUUUGGAUUUCUGACCUGCCAAAUGUCCAAGGGACUAGCUCCUCUAAGGCAAAGCCACCAUCUGUAAGGUGCCCAGAUGUCCGAUAAGAAUGAUCCACGUGGAAAGUAAAACCUGUCUUGCCUGUCCGGCAGGGACAGGAAGAUCUUCUGGGGAGAACAAAACACCCUGCCUUGGCAAGCUUCCAAUUGAGAUGGUCUACUUAGCUCACAAAGAACUCACUUUCGCAUCCCAUCUCGCUGUUCCACCGCUCCAUCAGGAUGUAUCAACUCGGAGUCCUAUUUUCUGUCAGCAUUACCUUUUAUUUCUUUUGUCAACAAGGAAUUGACGUAAAUGCCAAGAAUUCUGAUGAUUGGACAGCUUUAGACGUAGCAAUUAUAAAUAAUCAUGAUCACGUUGCUGAAUUCUUGAAAAUGAAGGGAUGUCUAUCAUCUGUGGAAAUAGAUCUUAAGAAAUAA